UUAAUCAGAUUACGAUUCAAAUUGGCGUUUUGAAUCACCGGUGGACUCACUUGGCUGUCUCAGACAAUGGUAUAGAUCCACACAUAGAACGGUGCCCUGGAGCUCACACCUUCGGUCUGUUGAAGUGCCGAUAAUGUAUGUUCAAGAGUAUCACCGCCUCUCCGUAUAAACCUCGUCUCCUCGUCCACAGACUUGCUCCUCCACAAGCUGUUCCCCGUCAACACGACCACCCCGACCUCUUCACCGACCACACCCCCGCAGCCAGAAAGAUGUGCUCUCCUAUGGAAAUCGACGAACCUCCUACCGGCAUGAAAGACGUCCCCACCGAACUACUUCAUAUGAUAUGUGGCUAUCUGGAGCCAGUCGACGUCAAAGCGUUCCGGCUUGUCAACAAAACCUUCGCCGAGAUCGGCGCGACGGGCUACCUUUUGCCAUCACUUUCUGUCAGACUAUCGCCUUCCAGCUUCCAGCAAGUCGAGGCUAUCGCGGAACACCCUACCAUCUCUCGAUAUGCCAGGGAGCUGGUGCUCCAUGGUCAGAACUAUACCUUUCCUUCCCGGCAUUGGCGGUUUGUUACAUGGGUUCUCCGCGAGUACAUGAUCGAGUUGAUCGAGGAAGGCGAUGAUAAGUUCUUGCGUCAGAACAGGGAUGCCAUCGGGCAUAUUCUCUACAAGCAUGUCGAAGCAAACCCAAUGGAAAUCUCGCGGAUCUACCCAUAUAUCGGUGGCGUCUUCACCAUGAAUUAUUUUCGCCCUCUUAUCAAGCAGCACGAAGAAGCAGUCAGCUGGCAGAACAAAAUGUGGGACGAGGAACUUGACCUUGCUAUCGUUUCCAAGGCUAUCAAGGCAAUGCCAUUGUUGAGAAGUAUCACCUUGGCCGCUGAAACUUCUCGUAAAGACAAGUCUUGGGGGGGCAUGUUCGGGGGGAUGAAGACCCUCAACUCACCUGGACUAGCAGCAGGAGUACGGCAGCUCGGAACGCUGCUAAUUGCGUGCCGAAACGCUGGCACGAAGUUCACAUCUAUGGAGCUCAAUUGUUUGAGCUGGCGAUUCUUCGAACACCUCCAAAAGCAUGACGGGCUUCAGCUAUUCAGAUCCGCUGCAUCCUGCCUGACAAGUUUCAGCCUUGAUUUAGCUACGUUCACGUUGCAGGAUGGUGUUUACGAAAACGUCGAAGCGGUAGAGUGCCGACUAUUCCUCGGGGGAGGCGUUCUGGGCCAAUUACUCCGCGACAUGACCAACCUUCAACAUUUACAGCUGUCGGCAGAUUCGACGGUGAAAUGCCACCGCCAUGACAAUUUGUGGAUAAGGCUGGAGGAUACUACUCGCGGAUUUGUUUGGCCACAUCUUACAUCUCUCACUCUCAAACAAAUAGCGACACAAGAAGAAAGUCUUGUAUUGUCCCUGGGCAAUCACAUGCCCACACUCAAAGAGCUCCACUUAGGCUCGCUCUUGCUUUCGUCUGGAAACUGGAUAUCUGCUUUCAGAAGAAUCCGAAAGCUGAUUCUGCAACACGACCUCGAGUCUCUUACUAUUAGUGGCUGCCAUUACGAGCAAGACUCUCUUGGGGGCUCUUGGUACAGAUUCGUGACAGAAUACACUUCGGAAGAAAGGCCUUGCGGUGCCGAUUGUACCCCGUACACGCACAACCGGAAGCUAGAACACUACCUGAUGCAUGGCGGCCAAUAUCCAACCGGUUGGCGAAAAUCAUUGCUGUUCGCAGACUUUGACGGAGACUUUUAGACAUGGGCAGAGAGAAAUCUGCCACCUGGAACACCAGUGCUAGAUGAGACCGGCAUGGCGGUGAACACCCAACUCCUUUGUCAAAUACAAUACUUGACAAUGGACAGGAUCUAUGUGCUAUUUGGCAUAUCAGCG
This is a messenger RNA of Mytilinidion resinicola, 1877 nucleotides long. RefSeq lists its product as uncharacterized. The record is from RefSeq and is a predicted model, not a curated record. Lineage: Eukaryota; Fungi; Ascomycota; Dothideomycetes; Mytilinidiales; Mytilinidiaceae. Gene Ontology annotation, molecular function: protein binding. The transcript has 3 exons. The coding region runs from base 138 to 1742 and encodes 534 amino acids.